Molecule: messenger RNA, 770 nt
Organism: Rubroshorea leprosula
Lineage: Eukaryota; Viridiplantae; Streptophyta; Magnoliopsida; Malvales; Dipterocarpaceae
Source: the annotation of a GenBank genome assembly
CGUCCAAAAGGUGUAUUUAUUUUGUUCAAAACUCAUUCUGGGUUGUCUUUCACAAUGUAUCCGGUUCUCUCUGAAUUGAAUUCUCUGUUUUUCUUGUUUUUCAGCCUUAUGUAGUGUACUUGGGAGAACACACACAUGGGCCAGAGCCAACCUCCCUUGAACUCAACCAAGCGACAACUUCCCAUUACAAGAUUCUGAGCUCUGUCGUCGGAAGUGCUGAGAUUGCUAGGGACAAGAUUUUUUACUCAUAUACUCAUUCCAUCAAUGGUUUUGCCGCGGUCCUGGACGAGGAGGAAGCUGUGCAAACGUUCGGAUGUGAUUUCUGUUUUUCCAAACAAGCCAAGGAAACUGCACACAACUCAUUCAUGGGAAUUUUUGAGAUUGAAAAGAGACGGGAUUAUUCUCUCGGAAGCAAUCUGGAAGAAGGCAAGGUUUGGGAAAGACACCAUCAUUGGAAACCUUGAUACCGGCGUUUGGCCGGAAUCAAGGAGCUUUUCGGAUGAAGGGUAUGGUCCCGUCCCAUCAAGGUGGCGGGGAGUCUGUCAAAAUGGAAAUGGAGAUGAAUUCCAUUGCAGCAGGUCCAUUCUUUACACUGCACUUCUCUCACUGUACACUCACAUGCCAAGACAAGGCCUCAACUAUUAAGUUUUUAACAUUUAAGGACUAAACUUUGAAUAUUUUUACAUUUAAGGAUAGGAAUGUUUCAUUUUUACUCUGGUGACUGUGAAAAUACCCAAAAAUAUGUUUUCCUAUAAAGGUAUACAAGUUUC